AGCUUCACAAUAAUAAUUUAUUAUUAAUCUGUCGACCCAGGUAUGGGGCAUCCAAUAACCUCAUAGUCCCCUCAUUUUAUUUUAUUGUGCAGCUUUUGACCCUCGAAACACUCUCCUUUGUCCUCUUGUUAGCACUUCACUCAUUAUCCAAUCCCACACUCCCCCUUCCUAAAAUCCCUUACUCUCUACUAACAACAACAACGCCACUUGAGAGCCAGCCAAACAACCACCACCAUUUCCUCCUCCACAACAUAAUCACUCACAUUUUUAACCAUCUAACUCCACAAAAAACCAAACAACUAACUAGGUUAGUUAGUCCUCAGUCCUCACCUAAGAAAAACACAAAAAACAACAAGCUUACAUUUAUGGAUCUACUAACCAUCACUCUCAUUACUUUUCUUUUCCUCACUCCCAAAGGUAUCACUGGUUCUUCCUUCACAUUCGUAAACAGAUGCGACUACACAGUAUGGCCAGGCAUUCUCGCAAAUGCCGGUAGCCCAACUCUCGGAAGCACCGGUUUUGAACUUCCCCAAGAAACCACUCGCUCAUUUCAAGCUCCAGCCGGUUGGUCCGGCCGAUUCUGGGCACGAACAGGUUGUAACUUCGACGGAUCCGGCUCCGGUUCAUGUCUCACCGGAGACUGCGGUUCCGGCAUGAUAGAAUGCAACGGCGCCGGAGCUGCUCCACCAGCCACCCUCGCAGAGUUCACUCUCGGAACCAUAGGACAAGAUUUCUACGACGUGAGUCUUGUAGACGGUUACAAUCUACCCAUGAUCGUCGAAGGCUCGGGUGGGUCCGGCAUGUGUGAAUCAACAGGCUGUACGUCAGAUCUUAACCAGCAAUGUCCGGCGGAGUUGAGAGCCUCAGAUGGAAGCGCGUGUAAGAGCGCGUGUGAGGCUUUUGGUAGUCCUGAGUAUUGCUGUAGCGGCGCGUAUGGUUCACCGGCGACUUGUAGACCUUCUGUUUACUCGGAGAUGUUUAAAGCUGCUUGUCCUAGAUCGUAUAGCUACGCUUACGAUGAUGCGUCGAGUACUUUUACAUGUACUGCUGCAGAUUAUACCGUUACCUUUUGUCCAUCUUCUCCAAGUAAAAAAUCUUCGCAAUAUCCAACUCCAGUGAGCUCAACAACGUUACCAGGGACAGGGACAGUGAUAGGGACUCCUGAGAUUGGAACAGGAUCUGAAGGGGGAGUGGAAUACAUGGGUACGGGUUCGGCCACACCGAUAGGGUAUUCGGUACCUGUUAAUUCAGGGACAGGAUCUGGAUCUGGAGGAGAGACCAUGCUUGCAGAUGGGUCAUAUUUAGCUGGAUUGGCCAUGGGAGAUUCUUCUGCAACAGUUUCUUCUGUGUUUCAUUACUCUUUUGGCUUUUUGCUUGUUAUGUUCUUGCUUUAGUGUUUAGGUUUAGCACUAUUUUCGUUGUAUUUGGGUUUGUUAAAUGUAAAUGGGUAUUUAGAUUUUCGGGUUUUGGGGUUUAUGAAUUUUGGUCUUGUUGUCCACUAAAGCUGGCAGAUUCUUCUUUGUUGUAAACCACCCACUAUAAGAUUCGUUUGAAAAAUUAUUCUGUCUUUCAUUUCUUAAA
This is a messenger RNA of Lathyrus oleraceus (garden pea), 1581 nucleotides long. Its product is annotated as thaumatin-like protein 1. Lineage: Eukaryota; Viridiplantae; Streptophyta; Magnoliopsida; Fabales; Fabaceae. The record is from RefSeq and is a predicted model, not a curated record. The transcript has 3 exons. The coding region runs from base 366 to 1394 and encodes 342 amino acids.